CUGCAACGCUCUUAUACUGCGGAUCCUUUCCACUCUACCAAUAGCCUAUAUCAACAUGAAGUUCAUCGCUGCCGUUGCCAGUGCCGUCGUUGCCGUCUCCCUCACCGGAUGCAGCUCUGAUGAUAGCACCACUACUUCCGCUCCCGCAACCACUGUGGCCCCUACUACUGGCUUCCUUCAGCCUACCACCAGUGCCCCUACUGGUUCUGUCACCUGUCAGGCGCCCACUGGCAAGUACUGUGGUAGUUUCAUGGGUCAGUCGGCUGAUGUUACUAUCAACAAUGGCAAGUUCUCGAUGAACCUCGCUGGUCAGAUGUCCUGUGAUGACGUCCCUUUCACCAUGUCUUCUGAUUGCUCUGCUCUUGUCCUUGACUCGACUAAUCCCUCGUACGAGGCCAUGGCCAAGUCUGCUCAAAUGGAGACUUCGAUGUUGUCGCAGAUGAUGUUGUGUGAUUACAACUCUACUUCCAACGUCUUCACUCUCGAUGUUACUCAGAUUUGUGGUCACUCUUUGGAUAUGACUCCCGAUCAGUGUUCCAACUAAGAGUUCAGUCGGUUGUGAUCUCUGCCUUCGCAGUACCUUUUCUAUUCUUCCCUCCUCCUGUUAUUUAUUCCAGUUGGCGCGUUCUUCGCGCUUUGCAGUCGCAGCAUUGUACAUUGUAUAUUGACAGUUAGUUACUCGUCCUGUCAACUACGC
Messenger RNA from Perkinsus marinus ATCC 50983, 697 nucleotides. RefSeq lists its product as hypothetical. Bases 56 to 544 code for a protein of 162 amino acids. The record is from RefSeq and is a predicted model, not a curated record. The transcript has a single exon. Lineage: Eukaryota; Perkinsozoa; Perkinsida; Perkinsidae.